Messenger RNA from Solanum pennellii, 706 nucleotides. Its product is annotated as 40S ribosomal protein S26-3-like. The coding region runs from base 140 to 526 and encodes 128 amino acids. Gene Ontology annotation, biological process: translation. Lineage: Eukaryota; Viridiplantae; Streptophyta; Magnoliopsida; Solanales; Solanaceae. The transcript is spliced from 5 exons. Gene Ontology annotation, cellular component: cytosolic small ribosomal subunit; ribosome. The record is from RefSeq and is a predicted model, not a curated record. Gene Ontology annotation, molecular function: structural constituent of ribosome; mRNA binding.
CAGCUCUACUUGGGCUUCCCGAAAAGCCCAAUACUUCGUCUCUCUUUAUCAAUAAGAAUAAACCCUAGUCUCUCAUAAAGCAGAGUUGCGGCCAUUAGAGUUUGUAUUGUGCUCAGAAGCAGCAGCAACAACACAGAAAAUGACUUUUAAGAGAAGAAAUGGAGGUCGUAACAAGCAUGGACGUGGCCAUGUCAAAUUCAUCCGUUGCUCAAACUGCGGCAAGUGCUGCCCUAAGGACAAAGCCAUCAAGAGGUUUCUUGUUAGGAACAUUGUUGAACAAGCAGCAGUGAGGGAUGUUCAGGAAGCUUGUGCUUUUGAAUUGUACACUCUUCCUAAGCUGUACUUGAAGAUGCAAUAUUGUGUCUCAUGUGCCAUUCACUCCAAGGUUGUUAGGGUUCGUUCUCGUACUGAUAGGAGGGUCCGUGAGCCUCCACAGCGUUUCAGACGCCCAAGGGAUGAUCUUCCUAAGGCUGGUCAAGCUCCACGCCCAGCCGGAGGUGCUCCUCCUGCUGCUGCUCGUACUUAAGUGAACAACUGCCAUUAGGCUAUUGUUCUUUUUUUUUGUUUAAUUUGAGCAAAAUCUUGUGGUAUUUUGAGAUGUGUUUUUGAAGUGGAAUUUUUUAAAUUUAGUUUUACUUGGACACCAUUAUUUUUAUGCUUGCAAAUUUUAUGAAAUCAGACUUAUGGUCCAAAGUUGUUUGUUAUA